AUGCUUCCUCACACACCAUUUGUGGCCUCUCGUGGUGGCCUCGCCUGGCUGCCCAUCGGAAGUACAGAGAAUCUAUCAAACAACUCCACCUGGGAUUACAAAUACCAGGCGGUAAAUAACCCAGCGACUUACAAUCCACCUACACUGAGUAUAGAGUCGUGUGACGCGGAAUAUGUGGAGGAAGAUGUGAGUAAUAGUAAUCUGGCCUCCACAACCCGUCCUCCACCUCGUCUGGCCUCCACAACCCGUCCUCCACCUCGUCUGGCCUCCACAACCCGUCCUCCACCUCGUCUGGCCUCCACAACCCGUCCUCCACCUCGUCUGGCCUCCACAACCCGUCCUCCACCUCGUCUGGCCUCCACAACCCGUUCUCCACCUCGUCUGGCCUCCACAACCCGUCCUCCAGCUCGUCUUAAGCCUCCAUAG
This is a messenger RNA of Homarus americanus (American lobster), 426 nucleotides long. RefSeq lists its product as uncharacterized. NCBI's taxonomy places the organism in Eukaryota, Metazoa, Arthropoda, Malacostraca, Decapoda, Nephropidae. The transcript has 2 exons. The coding region runs from base 1 to 426 and encodes 141 amino acids. The record is from RefSeq and is a predicted model, not a curated record.